This is a messenger RNA of Triticum dicoccoides, 1782 nucleotides long. Its product is annotated as noroxomaritidine synthase 2-like. The transcript has a single exon. Bases 20 to 1564 code for a protein of 514 amino acids. Gene Ontology annotation, molecular function: heme binding; iron ion binding; monooxygenase activity. The record is from RefSeq and is a predicted model, not a curated record. Lineage: Eukaryota; Viridiplantae; Streptophyta; Magnoliopsida; Poales; Poaceae.
UUGAGUAGCAAGAAAAACAAUGGCACCUUUCUGGUCGCCAGAGCCACACCACCUCCUCGUCUCCUUUCUUGUCUUGCUUCUCUCCUUGCUCUUCUGCUUCAUCAAGUUGAGGAGUCCAAAGACUGUACCAAACCUUCCAACGGAAUGGCCCCUGGUUGGCAUGCUCCCUUCCGUUGUCGCCAACCUCCAUCACUUCCAUGACUACACCACCGCCUUCCUCGCCGCUUCCGGCAGUAGUUUUGUGUUUCGUGGGCCUGCCAUGCACUUCUUCAUCACCUGCGACCCAGCCAAUGUCCGCCACAUCUUCGUCUCCAACUUCACAAACUAUCCCAAGGGCGAGGAGUUCGCUGCCAUCUUCGACGCCAUGGGGAACAGCUUCUUCAACGCGGACGGCGAGUCAUGGCGCCGCCAGCGUGGCAGAGUGCAGCACCUCAUGUCAAGCCCACAGCUGCUGGCUUACAUGGCCCGCUGCUGCCGCGAUAAGUUGGAGAAAGGCCUCCUCCCCUUCUUGGCGCGCAUGGACAGCCUAACCCCGUUCGAUAUGCAGGACCUGUUUACCAGGUUCACAUUCGACAUGACGGCCAUGUCGGUCUUCGGGGUCGACCCUGGCCUUCUGACCGCCGAUAUGCCACCUGUAAUUGUGCCUGACGCCAUGGAAGCUGUCAUGGAUGUAGGCUUCUUCCGGAACAUGGUGCCGGUAUCUUGCUGGAAGUUGAUGAAGCGUCUAAAAAUUGGCCCAGAGCGGAAGCUCGCCGCGGCGCAAUUGGAGCUGUGCCGGUUUGUUACAGAGAUGAUGGAGAAAAGGGGAGAUGGAUCGGUCCACAUGGAUGAAGAGCAAGAGAACAGUAAUGUCGAAAUAGUUUCUUCCUACAUCCAUGACCCGGAGUAUAUUGACGACCAAGGAAAACCUAAUGGCUUCAUGUACGCCACCCUGAUCAAUUACAUGUUUGCUGGACGUGACACGGUCGGCACGACCCUCACCUGGCUCUUCUACAAUCUCAUCAAACACCCGCACAUCGUGUCGAGCAUUAGAAGAGAACUAGCUCCCAUUGCCAUGCACAAAGCAAACAACUCGACCACCAUGGUAACCUUUGAGCCAGAGGAGACCGAACCGCUCGUCUACCUGCACGCGGCAUUGUUCGAAUCCAUGAGGCUGUACCCACCGGGCCCCAUUGAGCGGAAGAUGGUGAUGACCGAUGACGUACUGCCGAGCGGUCACAAGGUGCAAAGGGGUGAAACCAUCCUGAUUUCACUCUACUCAAUGGGCAGGAUGGAAGGUGUGUGGGGCAAGGAUUGUAGGGAGUACCGCCCAGAAAGGUGGGUCAAAGAGGAUGGCAAGCUUGUGUACGUACCGUCCUACAAGUUCCUAGCAUUCAAUGCCGGGCCGAGAUCGUGCUUGGGCAAGAACAUCUCGGUAGUGCAGAUGAAGAGUGUCGUUGCCGCCAUGGUGUGGAACUUCGAUUUUGAGAUGGUGGGAGGGUACGUUGUAGAGCCAAAGCCAUCAGUUGUGCUCAAGAUGAAGAAUGGGUUGUGGGCCAAGAUCCUCAAAAGGCGGAUCGGAUGAAUGACAAUACCAACCCAGCAGUACCGUGUAAUUUAUCGAAGCUUCUUUUAUUGAUUCUAAGUUUAUAAGUAUACACUCUUCCUUGCAGAUGCAUGGGUGCGCGUAAUGUAAAGUUUUAGAGUAUUUGUGGAUAUCCCCACAAUGUAAGAGUUACAAUAGGUUGCCCCCCGUUUGUUGUAAUUUCCUUGUACUAAAAAGGAUCCAUCGUACUAAAAAAA